GCCAAGAUGCCUCAGAAACACCCGCUCAUUCGGAUGUACACUUUGUUGACGGUCAUAGAUUGAAGAUGCAAGUCGCAAAUCUAAUGCAACGAGUUUAAACUAAAAAAUUCUGGGGAUUAUCAUGCGGACUAAAUAUUUGUUUUGAAAUGCAAAUUGGAAAAGUUUGGAGACCCAAAGUGGACACGGGGUCGGUCUUGGGAAUGCGCAGUAAAUUAGUGCUUUUUGUAUAACUGAGUAAUUUGCCUAAAGAGCAACGGCAGCAGCCAUUACCAUAAUCAUGCAAGGAUACAACUGGACUUCUAAUCAACGACCUCCACCUAAGUACCAAGAAAAAGAACGACCUCCGCCCAAGUACCAAGAACGACCUCUGCCCAAGUACCAAGAAAGGCUCCUGCCUAUGUACCAACCCACCAGGAAUUAUCAACCACCCAACACAAACCAGACACAGUUCAACCCACAACUAUAUACCUCACCGCAGCAAAGAUAUUCAAGUGGACAACAACAGUAUGUAAAUCACUGGAAUUCUUCUCAAGGUGUUCGCUCAAACAGUGGGGACUCUUUUGCUCUUGUUUUUCAACCAAAAGCAAAUCAGACCCACCCCCACCCAUUCAGAGGCUCCCAGACACAGCAGCACUGCACACAAGGGAUGGUCUCUCAAACAAAAGUACCAUCUGAAAACCCCAAUACACAUAGGUAUUAUGCCCAAUUCAGCACUCCGCAUGUUUACUCCCGACAGAACUACGGAAACAUAGGCCCAGUGCAAAAUAAUGGUGGCCCUAACCAAGCUCCACUGUCUUUACGUUCAGACCGUGGAGGCUCUAGAACUGGGUGUAAUGAUAACACCAGGAGUUGGAACUUCCACAUUUCUGACAAUGGGAGCUCUUGCCACAUGAACAACCAGCAACAACCUUGUUCUUCUAGAACAGCACCUCUUCAUCACCAACAAUGGUUCUCUGGACAACAGUCAGACCAACAGCAGACUAUGCAAAACACAAAACCUGGAUGCUCUCAACAAUCCACUUCUUGGGCCCAAAACAAUGGUACGAUGCAGAGAAUGUACAUCAGCCAAGCUCAGAACACUGAAACAAUCCAUUAUACCUCAAACAACUCUGUCAGACUGCCACACUCUGGAGCACAAAAGAGCAUUUCACCGCCUUCCAUUAAUUUUCAGAAGAGUCCUGUAAUGCAGAGCCAGCUAGGAAUGAUGAUGAAUACAGGUCCAAAUGUAUCAGCCACCCAGUUUCAGAAUAGUCAAAGCAACAAUGAACAGCAGAGCAUAGACAAUAGGACAUGUAGCAUUAAUCAGACUGCUCAAAACCAAACACAGCAGAAGACUCUCACCAAUGAAGCCCAACCUAACCCUCAGUCUAAGCCUGAUUUAAACUUAAUUUCUUAUGUUAACCCAUUAUUAUAUCGAUUACUGUGUUCGGAUGACAAUGAAGAAGGUUUUGCUAAUAGUUCAGCAGUAAAUAAGCAGCCAUCAGAUGGAAGAACUAGACAUCAGAGUGCACAGUUUACAGAUGAACCACCUAGUAAAAGAAUGUACUACGGUGUAUUUCAGAAAGACUAUUGGAACCAAGUGCCCUCCAAAAAAAUAAGCAUCUCCAAAGAUGCGAGUGGGUUUGCGUCACAAUCUGUCUUACCUGACAUCAAUCAGACAGGCAGAACAGAACAGAGUAGCAGUGAGAAGAGACAUGGUACUAGACAACAUGGGGUACAAUACACUGCUGACCCAGCAGAUUGUCUUGAAGCGGUGUUUUCUCUACAGAAAGCUGCUCAGCAAGUUCACAAGGCCAUAGCAAUCGUGCCCCCCAUUUCCCAGCAGACCUCAAAUACUGAACUGAUGGAUGAUACAAGUCCAAAAACAGUUGACAGUCCACCUCUAAAGAUUGAUACUGUUUGGUCAAUUGCUGAAGAGCCUGAUGCACUGAGUUUUGUCACAAAAGUAAAUGACAAGCUGUCUGAAUUGCCUGCACCAGUCACUCAGCAGGAUGAUAGAAGGUUUAGCAUUCAAACUGAGACCACAAACAACAUCACAGUCACUAGCAUACCUCAAAGUCCUGAUAUUUGCUUGCAGAAAAAUUAUACAGAGCAGAGUGAUUGUGAUUCAGGUGAUACUGUGUUUGACUUUUCCAGUGUGCCAGUGGUUGAGUACACACUGCUGAAACUGAUGAACUUGACAAAAUCUAUAGAGAUGGAAGAGAUGACCAAGUUAUGCGCUAGAUAUGCAGAUAUACCAGAGAGUGUUUUCAAUUGGAUCUUGGAACUCUACUGGAAUGGGGACAAAUACAAUCUUUUGGAAUCUUUAAAGUUGCAUAGAGAACUGACGGAGUGCUCAUCAGGUGUAAAGAAUGAUGAAUCUGUGGUAUUUCAAAGCAUUUCAUCUGAAAACUUUAAUAAACUGGCUCAUUGUGACAUUCUCAACGAUGAGAUCUGUUUGUCAUCUGAGGAGUUCAGAUCCUCUUGGUUAAAUGUUGAUGGACAGCCUGCGGAUAUUGAUAAAGUGCUUUCAGAACCACUGCCAGAUUAUGUUCCUUCAAACUAUUCAGGUGAGAAUUCACUUAAAGAAGAUCCUGAGGUUACAUCCAUCAGAACAGAGCAAAGUGUAAAGCCAAACACAUGCAGUUUAUUUACUGAAAGUCAUACAGAGGUUUUCACACCUUUGGCAGGAAAUGGCAGGGAGGAAACAGCUAUCAAGGACAAAGGGCCUGCAGACCUCUCACCAUUAUCAGAAAUGCCUUCAGAAGAACUAACAGACCACAGCAAAGAAAUGGAAGUAUUAAACCAAGAACACAUCAGAGUCACACAAGAUGUCAGUCUCACCUCCCCCCUGGAAGUCAUACAUUUAGAGUCUGAUUCAUUUCCUGUGAGACCUGUAGAUAAACUUUUGGAAUGUGCCAGUGCUGUUUCAGAUGAUUUGAAUAAAUCUAAGGUGUCCUUUUCUACAGAGGCUCUUAGUAAAUCCACAAACACAUUGCAAGUAGAAGAUAUUUCUGACAAUGAGAAUUCGGGGAAUAAGGAGGCUGCUAGCAACUCCACAGUCAUCUGGCAGGUGAAAGAUAUUUCUGAUGAUGAGAAAUCAGGUAAAGCAGAGACUCUUAAAAAAUUGACAGACGUAUGGCAGGUGGAAGAUAUUUCUGACAAUGAGAAUUCAGGCAAGACAGAUGUAUAUAUGAUGGAAGAUGUUUCUAAUGAUGAAAAUUCAAGUGAUCACUCCCUGUUGAUGGAAGUAACUGUGCUGUCAUCUGAAGAUGCUAGAAACCUUUUCCAUCAGUUAGAAAAAGAACCUCAAUGUAACAUAAAAACCAAGUCUACUCAAUCAAACAUUGACUCCCCAGAGCUUAUGGCAUGGUUUAGCUCACCCAGUGCACCUAACCAUAAAUGUAGUGAAGUAAAGAUUUGCUUUCGUUGUGGUAGCAAUCACAUUGAGAAAUCCACUUCCAAUCAUGUGAUUAAAAAGGACAAUGAUGGUGAACUUUUCUGCUCCCACUGUUGGGAUGAGGCACCAUCACUUGAACUAGAAAGUGAGUCAUGCUCUCCUAAAAGGAACAAGUCUGAUGCUUUUGGCAUCCUCACUAAAUCAGAUGAACAAGAGCAAAGAAGUAGUCCGCCAACUCUUGAACUGGAAGUCCUGGAGACAACUGUUCCUUCAACAGAGGCAAAAACUGAUGAUAAAGGACAGACAGGACAAAAAAGUGACAGCAUGGUAAAAUCAGCAAUGCCUGAUCUCAGAAUAACUGAGAUUCAAAGUUCAGAUGAAGAGGAGUUUAGCAAGAUUGAAACAAAUAUGUUAAAAUCAGACAAAAUCAGCUUAACCAAGCUCCAAAUGCCCAUGCAACACAACACGCCUCCUCCAACGGAAUCAGUUUUUGUUAAGCAUAAACCAAAAUUCGAUACCACUAGCACUGGUGUUGAUGAUUGUGUGCUCUUCCAACAGUUAGAAACAGAACCUCAAUGUAACGUGAAAGCCGAGUCUAUUCGAUCAAGCUUUGACUCAACAGAACUUGUGGCAUGGUUAAGCUCACCCAGUCAGCCUAACCAUGCAUGUAGCGAAGCACAGAUUUGCUCUGGUUGUGGUACCAAUUGCACUGAGAAAUCCAAUUCCACUUAUGUUACUAAAAAGGACAAUGAUGGUGAACUUUUGUACUCCCACUGUUGGAAUGAGGCACCAUCACUUGAACUAGAAAGUGAGUCAUGCUCUCCUAAGAGGAACAAGACUGAUGCUUUUGGCAUCCUUAAUAAAUCAGAUGAACAAGAGCAAAGAAGUAGUCCACCAACUCUUGAACUGGAAGUCCAGGAGACAACUGUUCCUUCAGAGGCAAACAUUGAGGAUAAAGAACUGACAGGACAAAAAAGUGACCACAUGGUAAAAUCAGCAAUGCCUGAUCUCAGAAUAACUGAGAUUCAAAGUUCAGAUGAAGAGGAGUUUAGCAAGAUUGAAACAUAUAUGGUCAAAUCAGACAAAAUCAGCUUAACCAAGCUCCAAAUGCCCAUGCAACACAACACGCGUCCUCCAACGGAAUCUGUUUUUGUUAAGCAUAAACCAAAAUUUUAUACCACUAGCACUGGUGUUGAUGAUUGUGUGCUCUUACAACAGUUAGAAACAAAACCUCAAUGUAACAUGAAAGCCGAGUCUAUUCGAUCAAGCUUUGACUCAACAGAACUUGUGGCAUGGUUAAGCUCGCCCAGUCAGCCUAACCAUGUAUGUAGCGAAGCACAGAUUUGCUCUGGUUGUGGUACCAAUUGCACUGAGAAAUCCAAUUCCACUUAUGUUACUAAAAAGGACAAUGAUGGUGAACUUUUGUACUCCCACUGUUGGAAUGAGGCACCAUCACUUGAACUAGAAAGUGAGUCAUGCUCUCCUAAGAGGAACAAGACUGAUGCUUUUGGCAUCCUUAAUAAAUCAGAUGAACAAGAGCAAAGAAGUAGUCCACCAACUCUUGAACUGGAAGUCCAGGAGACAACUGUUCCUUCAGAGGCAAACAUUGAGGAUAAAGGACUGACAGGACAAAAAAAUGACCACAUGGUAAAAUCAGCAAUGCCUGAUCUCAGAAUAACUGAGAUUCAAAGUUCAGAUGAAGAGGAGUUUAGCAAGAUUGAAACAUAUAUGGUCAAAUCAGACAAAAUCAGCUUAACCAAGCUCCAAAUGCCCAUGCAACACAACGCGCCUCCUCCAAUGGGCAAUGAUGGUGAACUUUUCUGCUCUAACUUUUGGGUUGAGGCACCAUCGCUUGAACUAGAAGGGGAGGAGCCAAUUGUUCCUUCAACAGAGGCACACUUUGCCGAUGAUAGACUGGCAGGACAAAAAAGUGACAGCAUGGUCAGAUCAGCAAUGCCUAAUCUCAGAAUGCCUGGAAUUCAGAGUUUAGUUAAACAGGAGCUUCCCAAGAUUCAGUCAGAUAAGGUCAAAUCAGACAAAAUCAGCAGGACCAAAUUCCAAAUGCCCAUGCAACGCAUCACACUUCCUCCAACAAAAUCUGUUGUCAAGCAAAAGCCAAAAUCCGGUAGCACUAAGAUUGUUGUUGAUGAUUGUGAGCUCUUCGCUCCAGAUGUUGUGAUUAAAAAGAAUUGGCCACAAAAGAAAAAUUUUGAUGAGCAUAACCUUUAUGGUGUAUCUGAAAUUAACCACUCUAGUGGUGAAAAUCAGAACUGCAGAAAUUUGAAAAAAGUUAAAGAUGGACAAAAUUAUCCCUUACAGGCUAUGAUGGACAGAAACUCUCAGAACCUUACAAAAAACCUACACAAGUUGAGAGAGAGAGUGUCCAUUCAUUCAAAUACAACACCAUGCAUGACCACAAUGCCUCACAAGUCAAAUAAGAAGCUUGAUAUGUAUGAUGGUGCUCAAUCAGUGAAGAAAAUAACAAAUGAGAAAAAUAAAGUUAAAUUUGCCUUAUAUGGAUCCAAAGGUGACCAAUGCCUUGCCCUGGAGCGGCGUCCCUCUGCCCCUCCUACCUUAACAGUUUCUAAUGCUGGCAAGGACUAUGCUUGUGUGCUUUCUGCUAAACAAAAAGUUCACAACCAGUGGAGCAGCACCUACAUACCCAAAGUAAAGAAGAUCUCUCUACCCAAGUCACCACAGGAGAAGAAAAGGAUGCCCUCUCCACCUAAAUCACUACAGAAGAAGAUGAAGAUGACCUUUUCUCCACCCAAAUCUCCAAAGCAGAAUACAAAAAUUCAGAAACCUCAGGAAGUCUUGAAGUCAAACAUGGAUGCUUUAAAAAGCCAGUUGAAACAAAGAGCCAUGCAGCUAUCCAGUAAAGUGAUAGAGCUAAAUUCCUCCAGAAAACCAUUUUCCCAGCAAAAGCUUACGAAUACACUACACGGUUAACUUUUGCCUUGUGAAGUUGCUUAAUUGUUGCUUUUAAUAUGUUUACUUAAAAGGACAUAUAAUACCUGUGGCUGAAAUGUGUGAAUGUUUUCUGUAAAUGACAUUGCUGACUGUUUUUAAUUUGUACUUUCACCACUGAGGGCAAAGUAGAAAACAUUUUUUUAUAUAUAUACAAUAUUGUUUUUUACCUGGGGUUUUAUUGUUUUUAUAAUGUUGUAUAGUACUCUGUGUAUGACUGAAUCAUGUUGUUUGAUCACAGUGAUCUUUAAAUGUACUAUUUUAAGAUAUAAUAAUGUUAUUUUAAAAAUAAUUUGUUGUCUUGAAAAUAAAUGACAUGAAAAUGUACUGGAAAA
Messenger RNA from Myxocyprinus asiaticus (Chinese sucker), 6681 nucleotides. RefSeq lists its product as uncharacterized. The record is from RefSeq and is a predicted model, not a curated record. NCBI's taxonomy places the organism in Eukaryota, Metazoa, Chordata, Actinopteri, Cypriniformes, Catostomidae. The coding region runs from base 278 to 6328 and encodes 2016 amino acids. The transcript has 2 exons.